AUGUUCUCACGCCCCCAACACAACUUCUUUAAGGGAUCAAAUUACUUUGAAAUUGACCUUGAUAUUCAUCGAUUUAGUUACAUAGCAAGAAAAGGAUUGGAUGCAUUUCGUGAACGUCUAAAACACGGGAUUAUGAAUCUCGGCUUAACAAUUCAGGCUCAAAAACCAGAAGAAUUACCUGAGAAAAUUCUUUGCUGUUUGAGAUUAAACAAGAUUGACUUUGUCAAUCAAGGAUCAUUUUCAUUUUAUAAACUAUUGUUUUUAGUUUCAUUUUGUAUUCUGAUGGUGAUGCUUACUGUGUAUGCGUUCUUAUACGGGAGAUUAUAUCUCUGUUUAAGUGGAUUAGAAAAAGCGAUUAUGAAAUCAGCAAAGAUGCAAGGAGAUAAAGCUUUGAAAGCAGCCAUGGCUUCUCAAUCUGUAGUUCAACUUGGUCUUUUAAUGGCGUUACCGAUGAUUAUGGAGAUCGAACUCGAAAGAGGCUUCAGAACUGCACUCGGUGACCUAAUAAUCAUGAACCUCCAGCUCUCCGCUGUCUUCUUCACCUUCUCUCUUGGCACCAAACUUCACUAUUUCGGUCGCACAAUUCUCCACGGCGGCGCCAAAUACAGAGCCACCUAA
Molecule: messenger RNA, 618 nt
Organism: Lactuca sativa (garden lettuce)
Lineage: Eukaryota; Viridiplantae; Streptophyta; Magnoliopsida; Asterales; Asteraceae
Source: RefSeq, a predicted model, not a curated record